GAUAAUGAGGCUGAGUUUGAUUAUAAUGGGGGUGAAGCUGCAGAUGGCAGAAUGAAUGAAUCUGGAAGAGAUUACCACGAAAGUAAAAUCGAAAAUAGAAAAAAUGAACAAAAGGCAUUUGUUCAAUGUCAAAGCCUCGGAAAAAUGAGUUGUGGUAAUGAAACACGUGAUCACAAGUGUGAUGAUAAGAAUAAAUGA
Racocetra persica is the source of this 198-nucleotide messenger RNA. NCBI's taxonomy places the organism in Eukaryota, Fungi, Glomeromycota, Glomeromycetes, Diversisporales, Gigasporaceae. The record is from the annotation of a GenBank genome assembly.